Molecule: messenger RNA, 1005 nt
Organism: Rotaria sp. Silwood1
Lineage: Eukaryota; Metazoa; Rotifera; Eurotatoria; Philodinida; Philodinidae
Source: the annotation of a GenBank genome assembly
AUGCAAGAGAAUCUUGGUUUAACAUCACUAUUAUGUAAAAUGGCCGAUAGUCAAAAAUUUAAAGCACAAUUAAAUGCUCUUCGUUGUUUGGGAAAGUUGAUGACAGGAGAAGAGAUUCAAAAAAUGUCUAGUCGAGGCGAAGUUGCAAAAUUCUAUGUUAAAUUUCUUUCCGAAGUCAUUAAUAAGCCAACUAUAAAAUGGGGAUUCGAUGAUGCACUGGAGAGUUUGAAUAUUUCAUUAUCUGAAAUCGCUGGCACUUAUGAUACUGAACAAGAAAGAAUGGUUGAUAGAAUAAAAUGCAUUGCUUUUCGUGAAGCACGCGAUGCUGGUGCAACAUUUAUAAAUAGGCAAUGGAUGGCGGACAAAAUUCACCGCACAACUCGAUUUGUCUCAAAUUGGUGGAAAAAAUCAUAUGGCCAAUGCUUUGCUGAUUAUUCAAAUGUUGGUACUAAACUUAAACUAUCAGAAGCUGGUCAAGAUAUCAUUCGUAAAGCAAGUGAUCAACAAAGAAGAAGCAGUUCUGUUGUCUGGAUUGUCCGUAGGUCAAAUUAUCAAAAUGACCGAAUUUGGACGAGAAGCAUUGAAAACGUUGAAGAAGAUGAAAGAUAUCAUGAAAUGGUAAAAAAUCAAUCAUGUAUUGGAGUUUUCAUGUUUACUUGCAAAAGAUUACUUUGGAUUAUCAAAGAUAAAGAUGAGUCUUGGACUGAUCAAUACUUUCGUGAUAUAAUAUUGACUCAAAAUGUAUUUCCCUUCUUAAAAAAUGAAGAUAAUGUUAUUGACCCUGAUGAAGUUAUAUUUGUUCAUGAUAAAGCACCAUGUAUGCGAGCAAAUAAAACCCAACAUUUGCUUCAAGACAAUGAUGUUAAAUUUUGGGGUAAUGAUAUCUGGCCAGGAAAUUCACCUGAUCUUAAUGUGGCAGAACAUAUCGGAUCAAUAAUCAAAGAUGAAAUUGAAAAAAAAAUGUUAUCGGAAACUGGAUAUAAUCGAUAUCAUGAAGACACUUAA